Messenger RNA from Lichtheimia ornata, 4791 nucleotides. RefSeq lists its product as uncharacterized. The transcript is spliced from 16 exons. Gene Ontology annotation, molecular function: ATP binding; ABC-type peptide transporter activity; ATP hydrolysis activity. The record is from RefSeq and is a predicted model, not a curated record. Gene Ontology annotation, cellular component: fungal-type vacuole; membrane. Gene Ontology annotation, biological process: transmembrane transport. NCBI's taxonomy places the organism in Eukaryota, Fungi, Mucoromycota, Mucoromycetes, Mucorales, Lichtheimiaceae. Bases 1 to 4791 code for a protein of 1596 amino acids.
AUGAAAUUCGCUUCGCAAUUCUGUGGCUGUACGGCGGAUACCAAUUACGAUCCUCGUAAUCUGCGACUCGACCCUUGCACCCGCGAGACAUCGCUCGACGCCGUUAUGCCGCUUACUUUUCUGGUGCUUUCUUUGGCGUUCAACAUAUAUCGACACUAUCAAAAUUGGCGGUCGGCAAGGCAUCGUUUAGAUCCCUAUUGCCUUCGAUUACCAACGACCAAGGAUGCGGCUUUACUUAGGCGUAGUUUGGUGUUGCUCGUAUUGAUUCUUCUCGAGAUAAGCUGCUGGGCGUUUCUCUUUGCUUGGCGCUUAGAGAGUGCUAUUCUGGAACGUGGCCAGGGAUCAAGCAAAUGCGGCACGUCGUUGUAUCAGGUUGUGGAUCCUGGGAUAGCUUUAAUACCCCGAUUUUAUAUGCUCAUCUUGGUCAUCAAAUCAUUCACUACACCUGCCGACCCAGUAUCACCAUCCAAAUUCACGCUUUACAACCCGCAUUUCCUUGUAUUUUACACUCUUGCUUCGACAUCAGCUAUCGUUCGUGCCUUUUCGUAUUUUGUCACCAAUUCAGACGAUGAUUGGAUCAUUUCAGCUACAACAGAAAAGUCGUUUGCUGUCGUCGACCUUGCCAUUUGUAUUACAGUUUGGUUAAUAUGUGCUACAACUCCCGGUGAAUUGGAUCAAGGGGAAUUAUUGGAUAUCGAUGAUGCUGAAGAUGGGAUCCUUGUGCUUCAUGAUGGUCGCGUGGUACGGAGUGGACGUAUCUUGAGCCUGGAAGCAAGUGCAUCACCAUUAUCAUCUGUCACUUUCAGCUGGAUGAAUAGCCUUUUGUAUGCAGGAUUCAAAAAACCAUUGGAUAGUGAACAAUUAUGGGCUUUACCAUUUCGACAGCGCGCACAAGAGAACUACCGCCAUUUUCGAUCCAUGCUUGAUUCCAAAAGCCUCAUGAUGCGUAUCUAUCGAGCCAAUCGCAAAUCCAUCCACUUGCAAUUCAUCACUGCUGUCGCUGCUGUUGUAUUACACUAUUCGAAUCCAUUCUUCCUUUACAAGUUGUUGACCUAUAUUGAGAAUCCUGACGACUAUCCACCACAAACAGGCUAUCUUUAUUGUGCCACCAUCUUUAUUUGCAAUGUGAUCAGUACUUUGGUGGCAUCGCAAACACUCUUAUGGGGACGUCGUUGGCACGUUACAAUGACCAACAUGCUCAAUUCCGAGAUUUAUGCACACACCUUGAAGCUGAGUGGAUCCAAUGCGAGGGCCGUUGACAUGGAGCACGAUGAUAUCGAAGAUGAUAUUCAACAAAAGCAAGCGAGCUUGAUGAGCCAUGAUACAGAACGUCUUGCUGAAUUGGCAUCUUAUUUACAUAUAUUCUAUACUUGUCCUUUGGAAAUCUUUGCUGGCGUCGCAUUUUUGUAUUACAUCCUUGGCAACGCUCUUCUCGCUGGUCUCGUUGUUAUGGUUGUCGCAUUACCAUCCACCCAUUAUAUCAGCCGCAAGCUUGUCAAUGUGCAGCAGCAGUUAUCAGAGGCCAAAUCAUGGCGUAUUCGAUUAGUAAAGGAGCUAUUGGAAUUCAUCAAGGCGACAAAGUACAUGGCAUGGGAAAGAAAAUGGGAACAAGUCAUUACGAAUGCGCGUGACGAUGAACUUGUCAAGCUUAUCAAGCUUUACACCCAAAACACCAUCCUCACUUUGAUUUGGUUUGCAACUCCCGUCUUUGUUACCACGAUAUCGUUUGCUUGGUACACGUUGGUUGAACAUCAUCGAUUGGAUCCAAGCACUGCGUUUGUAAGCAUUGUGUUGUUUGGCAUGCUUCGGGACCCGUUGAAUGUGAUGCCACAGGCGGUGAUGGCGUACAAUGACGCAAAGGUCAGCUUGGGACAUAUCAACGCGUUCUUGACUUCUGGUGACAAGCGCGAUUCUGAUUCCGAUUCUAGCCACGCACCGGAUAAUCAGCAACAGCAGUAUUGUGAACAACAAAAUCGACAACCGGCUAGACCUUAUAUCGAACAAAUUGAAGCUGGUUUCAAAGUGGGAAUGUUCCAAUGGCAAUCAACUACCGCCACUUCAGCAGCAGCAGCAGCAGCAACAACAGAACCCGCCGCCCAUCAUGAUAAGCAUGGCAACAAUACUCCUCCUCCUCAUGUUGUGACACCUACAGCAACAGCAGCCGAUGGCCAUUCAUCAUCAUCACUAUUAUUGCCUUUUGUAUUGCACGUUCCUGAUUUGAUCUUCCCUGGUGGCAAAAUAUCAAUGAUUGUUGGUCAACGCAACAGUGGCAAGACAAGCCUUCUUUGUGCUUUAUUGGGAGAGAUGCCAUCGGUUACCGGAACCGCCUUCCUUCCGUCCCGAUAUCUGACACCAGACACAAACUUUAUCCGUGAUCAAGUCAAUGCAUCUUUGUUUGUGUACCGCACGGCUUAUGUGUCACAAAUACCUUGGAUCCAGCAUGGCACUGUACGAGAAAACAUUCUUUUCUUUGAGACGUGGGAUGAUACACGAUACCGCACGCUUUUACAUGAAUGUGAUUUGCUCAAGGACUUGUCUCUUCUUGAGAAUGGUGACCUUACCCUUAUUGGCGAAGGAGGAGCUGCCAUUUCAGAAAGCUUGAAACAAAAGAUAUCAUUGGCACGUGCGGUGUACUCAAGAGCCAAGACAGUGUUGAUUGAUGAUAUUUUCACCAACUUUGAUACGCAUACGGCUGCCUAUCUACGUGAUAAAUGCAUCCUCGGUGAGCUGAUGAAGGAUCGGACCAUUAUCCUGGUAGCGAGUCAUCCCAAUCUUUGGUUACGGCAUGUUCAAUUGUUGGUGAAAAUGGAACAUGGCAAGGCGACUUUGAUGGAAAUCCAAGGCGAUGAGAACUUUCUCAACGACAACACCAUGAAGGAACCAGGCGAUAUGGAAAUUGCCAAUGAUGAUCGUAUCGAUGCCCUCUUUGAGAUUGAAAAUGCCUUUGCGGAUGACAGUGUUUAUGACGAAGGAUCGGUGAUGCGAGAAUCUAUUCGUGCAGCCGAUGAUGAUAUGCAUGAUGAUGAAGCCAAGUCAAGAGAUAUUGCGUAUGCGACCUAUUUUGCAGCAUGUGGCGGAUGGCAGUUUUGGAUGUCGGCAAUCGCGUUUACCAUUUUAGCUCGGCUUUGCAGCAUCUCGGAAAGCUUUUGGCUAACAUGCCAUCGGUUCAUUUUACAGAUAUGGUCAACGGCGGAUGAACAAGAACCCAAUGAGACAUGGUGGACAACGAAUCGAUACAUUGCAAUGUAUUUGACGUUAUGCCUUUUUACCGUGGCGUGUAACUUUAUUCGUACCGUGGUGCAGUAUCGAGGAUCAUUACGCGCCUCCAAUCGACUAUUCUUGGCAUUAUUGAGAUCCGUAUGCCGAGCCCCUGUACAAUUCUUUGACAACACAUCAUCGGGACAAAUCAUGAGCCGGUUUAGCAAGGAUAUUGAAACAGUGGAUUCGAGUAUUGGAUGGCAUGUCAACUUUUUGCUGCAAACGGUCUUUGGUGUUGCUGGCGUGGUGAUCACGAUUGGCGUCAUUCUCCCUGAAUUUUAUGUUGCUUGUGUCUUUGCCGCAUUAUGCUAUUAUUACAUUGGUGCUGUCUACAUACGUACAUCAAGAGAACUCAAGAAGCUCAAUGCAAGCAGUCGUCUACCCAUCUACUGCCUUUAUUCGGAUACAUUGAGCGGACUCAGCACCAUCAGAGCAUAUCAUGAACAACGAGCCAUGAUGAGGAAGAUGUUUCAACUAUUGGAUGAAAACAUGCGAGCCUUUUACACAUUGUGGACCACCAAUCGAUGGCUAUUUGUACGCGUUGAACUUGUGGGAUCCUUGCUAUCGCUCUUUAUUGGCGUCCUUUUGAUCUACAAAAAGAUUAAUGCAGGCUUGGCCGGCAUCGCGCUUACUUUUGCAACAAGUCUACUCGAGUAUAUUUAUUGGUUGAUGCGGCAAUCAACUACGGUGGAUAUGCAUUUUGAGUCGAUUGAAAGGAUCAACGAAUAUGUUGGGAUGGCAUGUGAACCACCAGGGAUUGUAGAAGGUUCUCGCCCACCAGCAGCAUGGCCAGCAUCUGCAGGCAUUCAGGUGCGCGACUUGACUGUUUCUCAAGAUGAUGAGGAUGUUCUCAAGCAUGUUUCAUUCAAUGUGCUACCUGGAGAAAAAGUGGCACUUGUUGGUAGAGCUGGGGCCGAGAAACACGCUCUCUUGGCAAGUAUCUUUCAAUUUAUGGAAACACGGGGAUCGAUCAAAAUCGAUGGCGUAAACAUUGCUUGGAUCGGAGUCGAAGAUUUACGCUCACGUAUCACUUUUGUCACCAAAGAUGGCAUCGUAUGCAAUGGCACGAUACGUAGCAAUUUGGACCCAUUUGGUGAAUACGAUGACUAUGAGUUAUGGCAAGCAUUACAUCGCGUCCAUUUGGCAGCAUCACCAUCAUCGCCUUCGGCAAAGAAUAUACCCAGUUUUGUGGUUCAUGAUCUUGACAUGGAUAGCAAGACGCUGACUGUGGGACACCGACAAUUGCUAUGCAUAGCACGAGCACUGCUGCGCGACUGUACACGGUUCAUUGCUUUUGAAGAGGCUCAAUUGACUCCUGAAGAAGAAAAUAGUGUCCAUGCCAUUAUUCAAGAAGAGUUUUCAGAAUCGACCAUGUUGGUAAUACCUCAUCGGCUACAAAGUGUGCACCGUUAUGAUCGCGUGAUGGUCUUUGAUCAGGGUGCAUUGAUUGAAUACGAUAGCCCAAGUGACCUUGUCGAGAAUAGUCAAAGCUUGUUACGAUCAUUGAUGGAACGUGCUGGUGUUCUGGACUAA